AUGGAGCGGCAUAUGAGCAUAUACUUCCAUCAACAGGAGGAGGAGACAGAAAGUUCAACCACGUUCUCUCUAUCCCGAAUGUCAGACGUUUCAAAUCCCACAAGCCAGACAACGCAAUCAAUAAAUCUAAAUUCUCGUCGAAUGUCCGUGUUGCCCAAGCAGCCGACAUCAAGUCUAAACGAAUCUCUAUCCGAAAACGUUCAACGUCUCGAAAAAGAUCCUAAUGAUCCUUAUGCGCUUACUGACGUCGGGUAUAUUUAUGCAAUGAUGGGACUCACAGAUUUAGCAUUGGCGCAUAUGACACAAGCUUUAGAUAUAGAUCCGGAGAAUGUGCAUGCUUUACAGAAUCGCGGCGAUUUGUUUCAUAAUGUGGACAGGUAUAAUGAGGCGUUGAAUGAUUUUAAUAAAGUUUUGCAAGUUGAUUCCGAAAAUGCUAAAGCAUUGGCUAGUCGAGGUGCUGUUUAUAGUGUGUUGAAUCAACAUGAAAAUGCGUUGAAGGAUUUAACAAAAGCCAUAGAGAUUGAUGAUACCGAUUAUUUUGCAUUUCAUAUUCGUGGUGAAGUUUAUUAUAAACUCGAAUAUUACGACGAAGCAAUUGAUGAUUUGACAAAGGCAGUUCAUGGUGAACCAACAAACGUACAAGCAUACAAUCAAUUGGGUGACGUAUUUCGUGCUCAAAAUCAUUACGACAGUGCUUUAAAGUGUUACAACAAGUCACUAUCAUUCCAGCCAGAAAAUAUUCCGGCAUUAACAGAACGAGGGAAUGUCUACCGUCGGCUAAAACAGUACGAAAAUGCUUUAGCAGAUUUAGACUUAAUUUUAGAAAUACAACCAGAAAAUCUAUCUGCUCUUCAUCAUCGGAGCGAAGUUUUCCGACUUUUACAUCCGUUAAAUCUCAAGCCCUACGAUGUUUUCGCAUUAAGAACCCGAGGACAGAUAUAUUAUAUUAACGAUAAAUACGGAGAAGCGUUAGCUGAUUUCAAUCGUGCUAUAUCGAUUGAACCUCAUAAUGCGUUUGCACUUCGUAUACGCGGUAGGCUUUAUUAUUUACUCGAAAGAUAUGAGGAUGCGUUAAAUGACCUCAACAAAGCCCUCGAAUUGAAACCGAACAAUGGAUUCGCAUUAAGAACGAGGGGAAAAGUUUAUUAUGCCUUGAAUCGAUAUGAAGAGGCGCUGACAGAUUUAAAUGUCGCAUUGAAGAUUACGCCGAAAAAUGCUUCUGUAUUAAGAUCUCGAUCGAGAAUAUAUUACUUGACUAAUCGGCUAGAAAAAGCAUUAAUAGAUAUAGAUAAUGCUUUGUCAAUUGAGCCGGUCCACAUUACCGCAAUUUUGAAUCGUGCUGAAAUUAAUCAAUCACUUGGACGUUUUAUUAUAUUGUUAAUAGCAAAAGUGUUGGCCUUAGAGCCAGAAAAUAAACUCGCUUUACGCAACCGUGGAGAAGUUUACAGACUUAUGGGACAAUAUCAAUCCGCUUUGAGCGAUUUGAAUAAGGUUAUUGAAGUUGAUCCUUAUAACACAUUUGCACUUUCAAAUCGAGGAGAAGUAUGUCGAAUGCUCGGCCUUUACCAAGAUUCGAUAAAAGACUUGACAAAAGUCCUAGCUUUAGAACCAAAUAAUGACUUUGCACUCCGAAUUCGUGGAGCUGCAUAUCGAAUGUGUGGAAUGCAUCAAGAAGCGUUACAGGAUCUUAAUACGGCUCACGAAAUGGAUCCAAAAAAUGCUUUUGUUCUCAGAAUACGUGGAAAUAUUUACCGAGUUCAAGGAAAUUACCCUGAAGCAUUAUCUGACCUUACGAGCUCUUUACGCUAUGAGCCUGAUGAUGCUUUUGCAUUAUGCACACGUGGGCGAGUUUAUCAAUCGAUGAAUAGAUUUAACGAUGCACUUGCAGAUUAUGAUCAAACCUUGAAGCGUGAUCCACACAAUACAUUUGCGUUACGGUGUCGCGGAAAUAUUUUUUAUCUUCUCGGAAAAUACGAAGAAGCAUUAAACGAUCUAGAUAAAUCAUUACAACUUGAUCCGGAUAAUGUAUGGACACUUUGUUAUCGUGGAGAGGUGAAUCACGCGCUUGGAUAUCACGAUAAAGCUUUAAAAGACUUUAACAAAAGUUUAUCGACAAACACCGCGCAAUGGUUUCCAUUAGCGUCACGUGGCGCCUUAUAUCGAUCAAUGGAGCGAUACGAGGACGCAUUAUCUGAUUUCGAACGAGUGUUAAGUUGCCAUCCUGAAGAUGACUUCGAUCAAUCAUACCAAAAUAAAGCAUUGAAGAACCGUGCAGGAAUUUAUGCAGCCCUUGGAAAACUCGAUGAUGCAUUAGCGGAUUUAGAUAGAGCAAUGGAAACAUCGGAAGAUGUAGAUGGAUUGAUUGAACGUGCAACUGUAUAUCGGAAUAAAAAAGAGUUUGAAAAGGCACUGAAAGAUUUGGAGAAAGUUUUGAAAAUAGAACCAAAAAAUCGGACAGCUAAUAGGCUUAAUGAAGAAGUGCGGUAUUUGAUGAAUGAUGCUCAGAAUGAUUAUUAA
This is a messenger RNA of Ambispora gerdemannii, 2517 nucleotides long. The record is from the annotation of a GenBank genome assembly. Lineage: Eukaryota; Fungi; Glomeromycota; Glomeromycetes; Archaeosporales; Ambisporaceae.